Messenger RNA from Penicillium brasilianum, 777 nucleotides. The record is from the annotation of a GenBank genome assembly. NCBI's taxonomy places the organism in Eukaryota, Fungi, Ascomycota, Eurotiomycetes, Eurotiales, Aspergillaceae.
AUGUCGGAAGCCGAACAAGUGGCAGGAAAGCGAAAGCGUGCGAGGACCCAGUCGUGCCCGCCGCCCGAGCUGCCGCAACUCGUGGCCGAGCAGCAUGCACCUAUUCCGUCGCACGACAAGGACACCCAGCGUUUGAUCGUCAUUCUCUCAAAUGCCAGUCUGGAGACCUACCGGGCCUCUAGCGGACGUGCGGGAGCCAAGGAUGAGAAAUAUUCUCUGUUGAACAGCGACGAGCAUAUUGGUAUUAUGCGUAAGAUGAACCGGGAUAUCAGCGAGGCUCGCCCGGAUAUCACUCACCAGUGCCUUCUCACCCUCCUCGAUUCCCCCGUCAACAAGGCUGGCCGCCUGCAAAUUUUCAUCCACACCGCCAAGGGUGUCCUCAUCGAGGUCAACCCCUCCGUGCGCAUUCCCCGUACAUUCAAGCGUUUCGCCGGUCUGAUGGUCCAAUUGCUGCACCGCCUGUCCAUUCGCUCGACCAACUCCCAAGAGAAGCUGCUCAAGGUUAUCAAGAACCCCAUCACCGACCACCUGCCCCCGAACUGUCGCAAGGUGACCAUGAGUUUUGAGGCCCCCGUCGUCCGCACCAAGGACUACAUUGAAUCUCUAGGCCCCAACGAGAGUAUCGCCAUCUUCGUCGGUGCCAUGGCCAAGGGUCACGACGACUUUGCCGACUCCUUCAAGGACGACACCAUCUCCAUCAGCAACUAUAGUCUGAGUGCCAGUGUGGCUUGCAGCAAGUUCUGCCACGCCGCCGAGGAGGUGUGGGAUAUUCUGUGA